CUGCCGGGGCCGCUAGCCAGCCCUAGCCGGCCGCGCCCCGACACGUCGCGAGGCGUAGUAAGAGUAUUUGUAGUGGCUAGCACAUGACUCGGCUGGAGCCAAUACCCAAGUACUGGGGUACUGACACUUCGCUUCUACUGUCCUUACCUUCUUCACCUUCAAUGCUGCAACCCUCGGCUCUGGAACUCUCGAGCCGAGGUCUAGGCCUACUCUAAGUCUGCCAGAGCGAGAUCUAUCAUCCCAGACCCAGUAAAGAAGUUAGACCAACUUGAUCAAACUUCUAAGUUCUAAAAAUGCAAGAUGGGCGAGGAGGACAAUGUAAAUGAUUUGGCCUAUACGCAGCGUCUUAAGGCUGCUGUACAUUUCACCACAGGACAGAUUUGUGGGGAGCUUGGGGAAGAAUUGGAUGUGACAUUCUCCAGGCAAUUAAUUUCGGCUCUUGCAGAGACAACCUUCAAACAAAUGGAAAUCUUUGCUUGUGAUCUGGAGGCCUUUGCUCAGCAUGCUAAACGGUCAACUAUUAAUUCUGAAGAUGUUAAACUUUUGACAAGGAGAAGUAAAGAUCUUAAUGCUCACAUCAGUACCCUAAGUGCAAGGCAAAUAGCAGAAAAUGAUGCAGUGAAAGAGAAAAAGAAAGGAAAGAGAGGACGAAAAGCAAAACCUGUGGUGGAAACUGAAGAUGAUCUAGAGUGAUAGACUAGACCGUCUUGUGAUCUAAAAGACAUUGGGAUACUGUGUGAAAGACACUUCUAUUACAACACUGACUAAUGUUAACAAUGAUGAAAUCUUAGAGGUGAUGUGGCUCGAUGGAUGGAUAAGUCUCCAGACUUUGAACCAUGAGGUCCAUUGUUUAUCUACAUUUGAUAAGAGUAGCCAUGCUAAAGCCAGGGUAAUAGUGUAUGCAGCGCAUGAAUACUGACUGAGCUGUAUUAAUAUUGCAUAUUAUUAAUGUUUUAAGUCUUUUUAAAGCAGAUCUAGUGUCUUUUCGAACUGCAGUUACAAUGAGCUAUCAAAUGAGACACCUCCUUACAUCUACAUGUACAUUGCGUUAGGAGAUAAAAAUCUACAGCUUUAUUUCUAUCUACCCCAGCUUUCAAUUUUGGAGCUGCUCUGUAGUCGAUAUUGACUAUGAAUAUGUCUCAUUCCAAAUACUGAAUAAACUGUGUUUAUUUACUUCAAGUUUGGUCAACAACAGGGGGCUGUUAGCCUGAUUUGUAUUUCAAUGCAAUACAAAGUAAAACAAGGUUACUUGUACUUCAUUCAAUGUGAUUACAAACAUGCAUAUAUUUGAUUCCAACCUGUAAUGAAAGUACCAUUGUUGAAGAUGUAAAGUCAAUGUGCUGGAAUCAUUGAAUUUUUGGCUUUCAGUAAAGGAGCUGCAAUGCAUAGAAAUGCAUUCCACCUUCCUUACAAACCCAUAAUUAACAUGCUUUCAAUUAAUUCAACCUAUAAAAGCUCAUGAAUUGCUAAUCACAAUGAGUACAGAUAUUAUGUUGACUGCUUGUGCAUUGAAAACAUGUCUACCGUACAUGUAAUGAGGGGGUUGCCUUGGAGUCCUCUUAGACCAAACAGAGUGCAGUAUUUGUGUUACUAGGCUGUUAAAUGUGUUUGGCUGAUGAAAAGUGUGACCUUGACCGGAUUUAAAAACCACAUCUUUGAAAUUUUAUUUUUUAAAUAAAGCAUAGAUCUUCAGCUUUAUCACAAUCUAAAAAAUCAUAAAAAAGUGUAAGAACAACUUUUUUCAGGUGAAAAUAAUUAUUUUGUAGCAUGAUUUAGAUUGAAAGUUUCACAUUCAUUUUAAAGGUUUGAAAAUUGAAAUAAUUUAUAAAAGAAUUGUACUUCUUUACAAUGAUGAAAAAACAUAAAAUUUAGGAAUUUGAAUGAGGUGCUCUGAUCUGCACCCAGCUCAUUAAAUUUGCAAAACCUUUCUAACUAUGUAUAUCUCUUGGAUGAAAGAAGCCUCUUUUCAAGGACCUGCCUACUGAGUUAUGAUACAAAAGACCUACAUGUGUGAGAAGUAUAAACUAGAAUGCAGCAAAAUGAAUUGAUCAUUGAACCAUGGGGAUGUUUCAUCUAAAUUUAUCAAGCUGCACUGAGUUUAACACUACAGUAUCUAUAACUGCAAUAUAAAAAACAAGUGGGUGUUCUCACUUUAAUAAGCCAUAAGGAAAAAAAAAAUGCUCAAACUAAUGCUGAUUUUUAACCCAUAAACAUAUAUUGUUAGCACCUAUUUGCAACAAUUCAAAUAAAAUUAUUGGAAACUGUUCAAAUUUUUGUUUGCCUUUUAGUGCUCCACAUUGAAGUCCUUUAUAAAGCUUUAUUUAACAUCAAAAGUUCCCAUACUUUUAGAUAGGGGUAUGGUUGAUAAAUUUCAACCUUAUAACCUCAUCUGGUUUCAAAUUAAGCAUGAAAACAAUCUUGGUAGAAUGAAAGAAGAAUAUCAAUCUUAUUUCAUUUGUAUGGAAGUGUAUGUAAGAGAAAGACUAUUGUGGUAUUACUAUUGUAUACCUUUCCAGUGUGUAAAUAAAUUAUUAAGGAAAUGAUUUUCAGAGUCAUGCUUCCCUUUUCAUA
Lytechinus variegatus (green sea urchin) is the source of this 2571-nucleotide messenger RNA. Its product is annotated as centromere protein S-like. Gene Ontology annotation, cellular component: Fanconi anaemia nuclear complex; FANCM-MHF complex. Bases 301 to 693 code for a protein of 130 amino acids. Gene Ontology annotation, biological process: replication fork processing; resolution of meiotic recombination intermediates. NCBI's taxonomy places the organism in Eukaryota, Metazoa, Echinodermata, Echinoidea, Temnopleuroida, Toxopneustidae. The record is from RefSeq and is a predicted model, not a curated record. The transcript is spliced from 5 exons. Gene Ontology annotation, molecular function: chromatin binding; protein heterodimerization activity.